AUGCCUGCUCUGUACCUGCGUGCCGCUGUCCUGCUUGUACCCCCGUUGCUGAAAGCACCGGAGCAUCAGGAAUUAGUUCUGGCUUAUGGGCUCUCUGUCUUAAAGUCUUCAGUGGAAGCACGUUGUAGCAACGGUCGCAGUAACUCAGGGCAUAUUAGCCCUGCAUCCUGGGGAGGCUUACGCUAUUGCAGCUGCCCAGGUCCAUUAUCUGCACUACGAAUAAAUGGAAGAAUUGAUGUCCCCAGUAGUGUGAAUCUGGCACAUCAUGAAAUGAUGUGUACUGCAGUUGGAGGUGUUCUGCUGAUCUUGGCGCUCACAGAAGAGCUGGUGUUUUCUGUUCAGGUACUGUCUCCCGCUGCGUCCUCCUCUCAGGGCUUCCUGAUGGACACUACCACUAUCACAGCCAUGGGGACAACACCUCGUCACAAAGACCGUCGCACCACGCAGCCUGCUCCCACGUCUGCUCGCACGGUUCCCCCUCCGCCUAGCCCGACGGAGAAAACGGCCCUGUCCGCCGGCCGAAAGCAAGCAAGCGGCCAUCGCGCUGGCGAAAAGGAAAGGUAUCAUUUGUACAACCAGAGUGCUUUGUACUCAGGACAGACUCGCCCCAAGGGGAAAAUAUUCCGGGAUUUCAAAGGGAACUUCACAGAGCCUUCAGAGCCUUACCUAAAGACAGCCCUGCACUCCCCCUUCCCCACCUUGAGCAGCCCUUUCACAGACCACCCGUUUCCCUCUCCGACUGCAGCUUCCAGAGAUCCCACCGGCACGGGGCUGGCAAGAACUACGCACCCGGCCCCUUCUCCCCCCAGCAGCACCUCGGGAGGCCUUAGGAAAGCAGAGCACGGGGAUGGGACGGAGCCAGCUCUGCAGAAAGCGGAUUUUGCCACCACAACUGCUGGACCAUCGACUGAUCCUGAAGCAGUGUCGAUGCCUUUUAACCGCCCCCACUAUGAUAUAUGGGAUAUGCUGAGCAAAAACAGCUCUUGGGUAACCUUGAACCUCAGUACAAAUGUCCCGUUGUUUGGUGGUCCUGGAACUGCAACAGCAGCAGCGGGUCACUCGGUUCAGACCAGUUUCGAAGUCAAUGUCUCCUCUCCAGCAGCAGGCAAUCCCAGGGGAGCUGCCCCAACGCAGCACGGCGUGGUGACUAACGCCACCGUGUUCAGCAGCGUGCUCUCCACAGCGCCUGCCACGAGGUUAUCCAGCUCCAUGUCCACAGCUGGCUCCACUGCAACCGGCAACUUCCUAAACAGACUGGUUCCUGCCGGGACCUGGAAACCUGGCGUGCUGGGAAACAUCUCCCACGUCACUGAGGGGGACAAGCCUCAGCACAGGGCAACCAUCUGUCUCAGCAAGAUGGACAUUGCCUGGAUUAUCCUGGCUAUCAGCGUACCUAUAUCCUCAUGUUCAGUUCUGCUGACAGUCUGCUGCAUGAGGAGGAAGAAGAAGACAUCUAACCCAGAAAACAAUUUGAGCUAUUGGAAUAAUGCUAUUACCAUGGACUACUUCAACAGGCAUGCUGUAGAGUUACCGAGAGAGAUCCAGUCCCUGGAGACUUCAGAGGACCACCUCUCUGAGCCACGCUCCCCAGCCAACGGUGAUUACCGAGACAGUGGUAUGGUCCUCGUAAACCCCUUCUGUCAAGAAACUCUAUUUGUAGGACACGAGCAAGUGUCGGAAAUAUGACCCCAUAGCUGCCCUUGUAUUGCAGUUUCCUCUCGACUGUCUCCAAAUUAUAAAUAAAUAUAUAUAUUAUAAAUAUAAGCUUUGUG
Molecule: messenger RNA, 1772 nt
Organism: Rhea pennata
Lineage: Eukaryota; Metazoa; Chordata; Aves; Rheiformes; Rheidae
Gene: TMEM108
Product: transmembrane protein 108
Exons: 5
Coding region: 1-1686 (561 amino acids)
Biological process (GO): retrograde axonal transport; postsynaptic density organization; dendrite extension
Cellular component (GO): early endosome; postsynaptic density; endosome membrane
Source: RefSeq, a predicted model, not a curated record